Molecule: messenger RNA, 1444 nt
Organism: Poecilia reticulata (guppy)
Lineage: Eukaryota; Metazoa; Chordata; Actinopteri; Cyprinodontiformes; Poeciliidae
Source: RefSeq, a predicted model, not a curated record
CUGAGGGAAACAGCCUCAAUAAUGAAYGAACAGCCUGGUUUCAGGGAAGAUUUCACCUCAUCUGUCCAGUUUUAACACAUUUUAUUCAUUCAUUGCUAAGAAAAAAGACGAAACGGUCUCACCAGUUUAUCAGGACAGUUCAUCAUUUAAAUCUCUUUCUGGUGGGUCAAAGCUACAACCCUGGACCGAUUCUGCCCUCUGGUCCAGGAACGAAGCGGUCACUUCAGGUGAGGGAGCUGGUGGUGGACAGCUGCCGCUCGGCGGACGGGGAGGUGGAGGGCGUGACAGAGGAGUUCUCGGCGCUGGAGGUCCUCAGCAUGGUGAACGUCGGCCUCGGCUCGCUGGCCAAGCUGCCGGCGCUGCCCAAGCUCAGGAAGCUGGAGGUGAGCGACAACUCCAUCUCUGGAGGUCUGGACGCGCUGGCGGAGAAAUGCCCCAACCUGAGCUACCUGAACCUGAGCGGCAACCACAUCAAGGAGCUGAGCAGCCUGCAGCCGCUGCAGAACCUGAAGAACCUGAAGAGUUUGGACCUGUACAGCUGCGGCGUGACGGCGGCCGAUGGUUACCGCGACGCCGUGUUCCGCCUGCUGCCGCAGGUCGUCUACCUGGACGGCUUCGACCCGGACGACAACGAGGUGCCCGAGUCCAACGAUGAGGAUGAUGAAGCCGGGCCGCCUGGAGACGAGGAUGAGGAUGAGGAUGAGGAGGAAGGUUCUGAGGUGGGGCUGUCCUACCUGAUGAAGGAGGGAAUCCAGGACGAGGAAGAUGAUGGAGACUAUGUGGAGGAAGAGGAAGAUGAUGAGGAGGAGGAGGAAGAUGGAGAGGAUGAUGAUGCUCCGGCUCAGGGUGAGAAGAGGAAGAGGGACGCAGACGAUGAAGGUGAUGAUGACGAUGACGAGUAGAGGACACACCUGGCCCCGACCCUUACCUGCUGACCCCCCCUCCCCCCUCCCCCUGCUGGGCGUGGCCUCGGAGACGCAGACGAGCAGGAAGCCCUGUUACCAUGGUAACCAGACGGGAAGCUGUCUGGAUGAUAAUGAUGAUGAUGAUGAAGAUCCUCCAGUUUUAAUCAUGAACAGAACCAGAACCAUCACAGGUUCUGACCCAGUCCUGGUUCUGAUCUGGACCAGAACCAGGACCGGUUCUGCUCCAGUGGCCCGGUUCUGUCAGCCUGACCUUCCAGUGGGAGACUCCAUUACCCAUGAUGCUCAGCGCCUCCUGCAGCGCUGCGCUCUGAUUGGACGCCUCUCUGGGACUCUAUUGGACUGUUCCUGUUGGCCCCGCCCCCAGCCCCGCCCCUCCCCGUGUACAUAGACGUGGCGGUCCUGUAGGUUCUGGUGUCGUCUCGACUUCUGUGACCCAAUUUUAUUUUUUUAUUCCUGUCUUGACCUGAUGGUGGCGCUGUAACCGCAGAGAGUUUUUGAAUAAAACCACUGAAACCAGA